GCGUAUCUACACCGGAUGCCGCCGUGCUUCGUCCCUGGCGUCGACAGCACUUCAGAAGGCCCCGGAAUGGCAUCUGAACAAGAUACAAAAUCUGUGUACGCGAGGAGCGGCCCGAGGGGCGCAACAGGUCCUCCGAAGCCCCCGGGGGAUGAGUCCAAGAUUCCUACGCAUACCAAGAGGAUGGAGAACAAGCAAGAAAGCUUCAGUAGAUUCUUGUGGAACCCUGAUACGAAGACUGUCCUUGGGCGCACUGGAUUGUCCUGGGCCAAAAUCGCAUUGUUCUAUGUGUUCUUCUACCUGUUCUUGGCCGGGUACUUUGCCUUCAUGAUGACUGUAUUCUAUAGUACCUUGGACACGCACGAGUACGGACGGCCAAAGUACACUCCAACGGACGGUUCCCUUCUCCGCCAUCCUGGCGUGUCCAUUCGCCCAAGAACAUCCACCGAGUUCAUGUUUGCAGCCAUCUGGUUCGACUCAACGAACCCGGCCUCGUACGAAGGUUAUGUCGAAUCUCUCGACUCGUUUGUGGAACCGUACAAAAGCAACCAAAAUGUCCAAAAGCGAAGAGUCGACUGCACCGCCGGGAAACGACCGGGAGGCGUCUCUUGCAACUUUGAUAUUAGUCAGCUUGGACCUUGUGCGUCUGACAGAGCAUGGGGGUUUGAUAAAUUGGAACCUUGCAUACUUGUCAAGAUGAAUAAGCUCUUGAACUGGAUACCCGAACCGUACACGAGCAAAGAUCUCCCGGACGACGCGCCUGAGGAACUACGAACCUAUAUUCAGAAUUUAGAGAAGACUGGAAAGGACACAUCUUACACGUGGCUCUCGUGCAAACCAGUAAAAGGGGACUGUAUAUUAGAUUACUACCCAGAGCCAGGAUUUCCGCAGGUGUACUUUCCAUUUGACAACAAUCCUGGCUAUUUAUCCCCCAUCGUUGCCAUCAAGAUCAGCAACCUGACCGUCAAUCAAGACGUACACGUGGCCUGCACUCUGUGGGCCAAGAACAUUGUCCGGGAAGGCUUCCGGAAGCAAUUGAGCGAGAUCAUCUUCGUCCUUUCGCCUGAUGAUUACUGGAACUCAUAACAGCUGUGAUCCGGGAAACAUCGGAGAACUUAAGAAAGCAGAAAGAAACUGAGAAGAAGAAAGGUAUGAAAAUAAAUAAAGAAAUAAACAUGCUAAAUUGAUGUGAUACCGUGACAGAAAUAUCACUUCUGUGUUUGAAGCUUUUGUUAAAUACUGAAAAUAAAAGGUAAUCUUGUUA
Messenger RNA from Penaeus chinensis, 1261 nucleotides. RefSeq names its product sodium/potassium-transporting ATPase subunit beta-like. NCBI's taxonomy places the organism in Eukaryota, Metazoa, Arthropoda, Malacostraca, Decapoda, Penaeidae. Bases 16 to 1083 code for a protein of 355 amino acids. Gene Ontology annotation, cellular component: sodium:potassium-exchanging ATPase complex. The record is from RefSeq and is a predicted model, not a curated record. Gene Ontology annotation, molecular function: ATPase activator activity. Gene Ontology annotation, biological process: sodium ion export across plasma membrane; intracellular potassium ion homeostasis; intracellular sodium ion homeostasis. The transcript is spliced from 7 exons.